Lycium barbarum (goji berry) is the source of this 2008-nucleotide messenger RNA. RefSeq lists its product as uncharacterized. The record is from RefSeq and is a predicted model, not a curated record. Gene Ontology annotation, cellular component: membrane; TAT protein transport complex. Lineage: Eukaryota; Viridiplantae; Streptophyta; Magnoliopsida; Solanales; Solanaceae. Gene Ontology annotation, biological process: protein transport by the Tat complex; intracellular protein transmembrane transport. The transcript has 2 exons. Gene Ontology annotation, molecular function: proton motive force dependent protein transmembrane transporter activity.
UUCUAUUUAUCCUUUGAAUUACUCAUAUAUAUCCUAUGAAUUUCGUACCAGAAACUAUUCUAGGAGAAGUUCUAAUCCGUUCCGUUCGGAUAUUGAUUGGUCUUGGUUUGACAUGGUUUACGCGUUACUGGUUCCCGGAAGAGUUAAUAUCUCCAUUAGCUAAACCCUUUCUUACCCUGCCUUUGGAUUCGUAUUCUGUUCGUACACAAUCAAUGGAGGCCUUCCCGACAUAUGUUGCAACGUCUCCAAUAGCAUGCUCUUACUUCGUCUUUCCCUUAAUAAGUCAUAAAAUUUGGUGCUUUUUGAUCCCCAGUUGCUAUGGGGAACAAAGGACGAAAUACAAUCGAUUCCUCCAUUUAAGUGGUUCUCGCUUCUCCUUGUUCCUAUUACUAACUCCUCCCCAGGUAGUUCCCAAUGUUUGGCACUUUCCAUACUUCAUGGGUGCAACAUCAAUAAAUUCGCUCAUGAUCAACUUACAACCUAAGAUCUAUGACCAUAUUAUGUUAACUGUUCGUAUUUCGUUCAUUCCAUCAGUAUGCUCCCAAGUACCUGUAAUUGUGAUCCAUUUGUAAGAACCAAGGGGUCACUCUAUAUAAACCUCCACGAACAAUCGUUAUUUUUUUAUGGUUUUUUCGCUUCUCACAGCUGCUCUUUCCACAUCUCCGGAUAUCUUGUGCCAAAUUGCCACCCCUUUGCUUAUUUAUUUGAUAAUAGAGUUGGCUAGCUUUGUGGCAUCUAUUGUACAAGUUCGUGAAGAGGGCUGGACGAGUGGAAUGAGGGAAAGCGGCCCGAUCGACAAAAAAGAAGAGUAGCCUCCCUAGAACCUGGCAAAGCCAUUAUCAAUUAAUUCCCGAGCAAUUCUCAACCAACAUAGGCGAUUCAUUCCCGUAAAGAAUAUAACACACAAGAAGACUCCUUACCGCUCCGUAGGGAGCGGGAUGAGUGAUACAUCUGGCGAGCGCCGGUGAAGAACGCAAGCAAAGAUGGAGCUCGGGUAUUGAUAUAUUCCAUCAAGAGAAAGGAGGCAGACUGGUAAGAAGGCCGACCACAUAGGGGGGCGAACCGAAAAAGUCAGCUUUUUAGAGCGGACCAAUCUUCCGUGCCGCCCCCCCCCUUACUCUCUCUCUAUAAAAAAGCCUGCGGGAAGCGCGAAGAGCUAAGCCACUAAUGUCAUGGCGAAGGUUAGACCUCAUAAAGUCAGCAAAGCUAAGGUUUCGUGUGUGUUAUAUCCUUUCGAUCGAGCGAGAACUUAUAAGGAAGGCCUUCAUUUCCCUUUGAAAAAAGUAAAAAAAAAAAGCGCUAGGGAAGACAAAAAGUUACAGAAGUGCUUCUAGAUCUCAUGGAAUAAGGCAGAAUUUCUAACAAAACUUUCCACCUUUUUCUUUCAUAGAAAAAUGAAUUUAGGAGAUGAAAUCCCGAUUACAUUACUGCAGGCCAAAAUUGGAUUUGAAAGAGCAAGCCAGAGAAAAGAAGCGUUGAGAUAAUACCUUGAAUCCUAAUCUCAUCUACUGAAAAAGGGAGCCCCCUUGAUCACCUGAAGAGAUUUUUAGGCAGAAUUGGCAUAAUUAUUACCGUGAGGAUUGAGCUGCCAAAAGAGAUUAUCCUCCUUUGGGCUAGAAGAUAAGAUUUAUGCAAUCCAUAGAAAAAGAAAAAGAAGAAAGUAUUUUGAAGCCAAAUACUCUUGGAUGGGUAGUUGAAUAGGGGGAUAAAUCCUUUUUUUCUCCUUUAUAUUGAAUGUAGUCAAUCACUUUGAGGUCAUGAGAACAAAGAGUCAUAGAGAUGUGAGAAGUUUUGCUUUCGCUAUCGACUGACCGUCCUGUUAGCAGUGCUAUACUAGAUUGGCACCCUAACUGGUACCUAUACAGCUACUCCUUGUCAGUUGCUAUAUUUUUGCACCUUGAGGCUGAGAGGUUAACUCCUUCCACUCUCAACCGCCUUUGCUUAUCUUACUAGUAGCUCUAUCUAUUGGUACCUGCCAGGGAACUCCCUCUUUGCGAGCUACAUACUU